CUGGCUUCUUCUCGUGGAAUCAUGAAGCAUAAGUUGAGUGAUGGGGGGUCACCAUAUUUUUACAAAUUCCGGAAAUCCGAAUUCGGCUCAUCCUGGGUUCAUCAUAAUUCAACUUCUGUCGGUUCCCUGCUGGACCUUUCGGCGAAAAUGGUUGCUGAAUGCCUACCAUUCGAAUAUGUGGAGAAGAUGUUAGUACACAUUCCGGAGCCCGUACAGGAGAAGAUAAUAUACUAUUCCUUCCCGCGUCGCGACAGUGAUAUAUACACCUAUGCAUCCUUUCACCCAAAAGGUGACAAGUGUCGUGACAAAAUUCCAUAUUACGAGGGACUGGAUCACUUUCAGAACGGCUGUGUAGAAGACGUUGUACAAAUAGGGUUCCAUCUAACCGGUUGCGUGAAACAACAAAACUUGUGCGUCUCUCCUGACUCGGAACGACGGAAGUUCGAAGUGUCCAUUACAUUCGAUAGAUGCAAAAUAAUUUCAGUAUGCUGUGAUUGUGGGAACAAAGGUCUUUCAUGGUGCCCCCAUGUGGUCGCGUUGGCGCUUUUCAGGAUUCGCCAACCGCAUCUGGUGGAUUAUCGCUCCCCUAUUUCAGAUGCUCUUGUGCGCAUGGACAGGAGCCAGUUGCAAAAAUUCGCUCAGUAUCUGAUCGCCUCACAUCCAAACAAAGUUCUACCAAGUGCACAACACCUGGCUGAUCAGUUGCUGCAGCCGGAAUCCAAUAUCAACAAAACUUCUGGCGCACCAGACCCAACCGCUGGCGCCAGUGUUGAAGAUGUGGCUGCCUGGUAUUUGGAUGAGGCUGGCGUACGUGAGCAACUUCGUACUGAAUUGGCCAACCUUGUCAAUGCUGGUGGGGCCCCCUCUUCCGGACUUUCUUCGAUCAACAGCUUUGCGAACUCGGUUUCUGCUAACACGCGCUCCAGUGGCGGGCGUUCUACGCCGCUCGUCAUGGCCGGCAACGCACCUGGAGUGGUCGGCCCCAAUGGUUCCGGCGGAGUUGUUGCAGGCAACCACGUCUCAGAAUCCGACUCUUCGGAACAAUAUGCUUCUGUAACCUCAACGAACCGCGAGCCGAACACGUCUGAGGUCAACUCAUCUAUUGAUCAUCCCCCAAUCAACGAAGUCGGGUUGCACUGGCUGCUGCGCUACCGUCGUUUUCUGUUCAGCCAGAAUCUGUUUAGCCCAACUCAACAAGCGAAUGGGAAUCACAGUCCCUGUCCUUUCUCUAGCCUCGAUGCGACCUCACACAGUGUUAACAACUUCGUUCUGUCGUCCACCGAAACUGGCGCGGAGUGGUUUUCAGUUCAACCUAAUUCUAUUCUCGGUUCGAUCAGCGGUCCAGAUUCGACCCAUAGUUGUAGCGCUUCACAUGGUGGUGCUGGAUCGCAAAUUACAGCAAUGUUUGCCAAGGUGCGUGAACUUCUGGCGAAGCGAGACUCCAAUGGACCAAGGCUGUUGAGCUUAAUCACCGAAGAGUUGCUGCGAUGUCCGAAGUUGCCAUUGCUAAAGGCGCGACGCAGCCAUCGUGGGAUCGUAGAGUUGUCCACACGAAUCCAUACUCCUGGUCUGGCUAGAUCUGCCUCUGCCCAUCAGUUGUCAAGUCCAACUAUGCCCUCAGAGCCCUCUGCCAAUUCCACUUCGACAGUGCCAAGUUCCAUUCAGCUGCCUGGCUCAACAACGCGCCUGUGGGAUGAAGUUUGCGUGCUCUGGACCUGUGUGGUGCUCAAUCCAGAUUGCAGUCCAGAAGCUCGCCGUAAUUGGCGAAAUAGAUUUCUCUCAUGGAGUCGAGCUCACCGUUGUCCUCGUGAUGAAGCUUAUGCGGUUCCCGACCACUUUUUUCCUCAGUUACGUGAUUCCAGUGAAAUAGAGGAGGAUGGCGCAUCCCAGCCGGUGCAGUCUUCACUUGGCGGCCAUUCACAGCAAUCUAACAAUCGUUCCAGCCGACGCGUGUCCGUAUUUCAGCUUCCCUUAGAAGUCAGCUUUAUGUCUUGGGACGAUGACUGGUUACGCCAUCUACUUGGCCUUGAUCUUAAUAAGCGUAUCAAGGGAAAGACAGGAGCUGCGUUCAGCGACUACGAUAGCUAUGAGAAUACGAGCAACAGUUCAAUUGAUUUAGAUGAUAGUUCCUCUGAAACGUUUCGCCGCCCUUCUGUUGGCACCCCCAGAAGAAACUCAACCUCCGGUCGGCCCCUCUCAAACAGCUCACCCUCCGCCACUCCGCGUGAUUGUCAUUGCCCUUAUUGUGAUCUGAACGUACCGCUAGGAGAGCCAUUUCCUCUUCUAUGUCUCCGUGUUGCAGCCCUCCGUUCGAAUGGCUACAUCGCACAAGCCAUUCGUUUGGCAGUAUUUAUUAGCCAGCGUCUGCUACGUUCUUUCAAAUUCUCAGUUUCCCACGCCUCCAGUACCGGUACCACACGAAACUUACAACAACCACAACAGUUGGUUCACCCUUACCCACCGCCCUACUAUACUCCACCACCGCACCAUUUAGUAACCGAUCCGAUGCCGCGGCGUCCAACAUUUACUGCAAACAGUUCCGGCUUGCGGUCCUGUGGUCCAGGCUCAUUGCACGGACCAAAUCGGUUUGCGCCUCCUGUUAAAGCUUUGUCUCCAUCACCAAUGUCAGCGCACCCAAAAUAUCCUUCUGGUCGUCUUCCCUCUCCGAGACCAUCUUCCGUUUCACCACCGAUAUCCAGCUCACUUACCGGUAGGCCAGUGUCUAGAAGACAUGUCAUGUCGCCAGGCAUGAAUCUCACACCAGGGCCAUCAGGUUGCUCUAAUCAGUUUAACUGGUCUGGGCACAAUUCCUGUUCUUCUUUACCACCCUCCAUGUAUAAGGUUCAACCUCCCCCGCCGUAUGGCGCCCACUCCCAGUCGUUCGUGCAUCAGCCCAUUUGUCACUCAAAUGCCAGCCCAAACACUCCUUUCAAUCAUUUCUCAUCCAAGCACCCUGGUCAUCCCCACUCAUUUCGAUCGCCACCCAUCAAUCCGCACUCAUCUUACGGGUCCGGACCCAUGUAUCCACCAGGACGGUCUUUGACCUCACCCAAACUCUCAGGACGCACGUCUUCUUCCCAUCCAUCUCGAACUUCCACAUCCCCUUGUGGUUCUCCCAACAGUGACAAUCAAGCAGACUAUUUUGUAUUACUUUCUGGAACCAGUUCAACCGCUUGUUUAAGUCACACAGAGUCUGGAUGGAUCGGCCUACCCGGGAGACCAGUGCUUUGUUUAAUCGAAUGCCUACUAGACGCAGCCGCAAUGGCUGUCGAAAUCAAUCACUGCACCGCAGCAAAUACUCGGCCCUGGGUCCAGCUGGAGUCUGCUUCGUUCUACUUAUGCCUUUCGAUUAAGGUAAGCCUACUCGCCCUGUUGCAACAAAGGCGUCUGUCCGGAUCUGUCAAUCGUCUACUAGCUUGUCAAGGUCAAGAAAGCAGAUUGCUGGCCUUGCUCAAUACCAUGCCCAAAGACACCACUACAUUGCUAGCAGUCUGUGAAGCACUGUCGUAUCUUCUGGGUCCACCUACUCUACCGCGCCAACUGGCCAGGAUGGACAAUUCACCAGGUUCGCCUAUUGUUUCUUGGUCUGUUCCCAACUGGUGUUGGUGGUCUGCGCUCGGUCCCGUGAUCCAUCCGGACUCGUACCCGGUUCAUGCCGUUGCUCAUUUCGUACUAGACUACAUAUUAGAGGCGCAGAAACAAAACCAGCUUACCCUGGUCAACAAUUGCUGGGCCGGUUUUGGCAACACUGCACCAUCCGUACGAAUGGAGGAUUUGUUGUAUGCAGUGGUCACUCGUGCCAUGCGGUUUUCCGCGCUUGAGUCUGUUUCCGACAACCUUGGCUUGCCAUCGACUGCCGUCAACCGCGGAAAUUUUGUGACUGAGUCGACAAGUCACGUUUUAGAUCAUCAGUCAAGAGCCAGGACUCCGUUUCCACAACCACACUGGGACAGCAACCCACAUACGUUCGAUUCCACCGGUGAUCUGUCAUCCCUAGCCACAGGCACUCCAGGUCAGUCAGUCAUUAAUGAACCGCCAGCGUACACCAACCCCAAUUCAGUUUCACAGUCCGACCAUUCGUCCACAACGGGAUUUCAUUCUCACCAUCCAAACACUCCACGAGCUGUACACGGUCCAGCCGACUUUGAUCGUUGUCCUCUGCCUCAACCCCACUACCCUCCUCUCCCCUCUGCAUUUGCCAAUGCUGUCCAAGCCUGUCUUCGUCUUUCUGACUCUUGCUACUUGAAUUCUUCCUCAUGUGCUCCCAUCCCACCAGUGGUUCCGAAUCCCAUCACCUCACCAAUGUGUUUCACGCGAACGCAACCCACCGCUACACAUAACCCCGAGCAAGUCCCAAUGGUGGUUUAUCAGCAGAACGGUAAUCUGCGUCGCUGUCUAGAAAUGCUAGAACGACAACAGACGCAGCUGGCUAUCUCACUUAUCCGUUUGUCCAAGUCGCACGUUCAACGGCUAGAUCAAACUGUCCAGAUUUGUGAUCGACACAUUCAUUCAGCGGUCAGUCUGUUGACCAUUUCACAACAGAUUUUUGCAGAUGCUGUGGGUCUUGAUCCAGCCGUUUCUAGUACGUCAAACUAUGAUCCCGUUCACCUCUUCAAGUCCAGUCUUUUGCCUGGUUUUGGCAGUGGCGUUUGUCAGUUGGGAUCGUCCAGUUCAGCUUCAAGCGUUAUGCUUCCUACUCCAACGACCCAUUUCGGCGGAGGCUCCUUCACACGGGACCGUACCAAUCUGAUUUCUGCAGCCUUUUAUCUAGCCCUUCUUGUGAUCCUGCGAACAGUUAGUCGCACCGUCCAUUGGCGGCGGAGGGAGAUGUUGGCUUGGUCCGCUUCCACUGCUCUCCAUGUUGGUCCGUCUGCAUGUCUGUAUCUAGUAACGCACUGGUCGUCGUAUGUGAGUCCAAGAGAAGCGGUCAAUUGGUUAGCGCCUACAUUGUUAUCGGUCCUUAACAAAUCGGGCUCUGGCGUUGCGCCUCAAGAUCCAAAACCCAACGCAAAACCAGCCGAUCAGACCUGUGUCUAUCACCCAGUGCACUUCAGCGAACCUUCACUGUGUCCUGAACACGCACUACUAUUUGGAUACGUUAACUCAGAUGUUUACAUGUCUUCUGACCCUCCUCCUGGCGUGAUACAUCCCAGUUGGCCCCCAUGGUAUGGGUUUUCACAGGCCCCCCUCGCCUCUCGCGGUCACACAAAUUCGAUAGCAAUGGCUGCUCAGCUCCUCAGCAGUGCUGUGCCGUAUUCUGCAAACGCUCGAGAUCACAUUUCUGCCGCCGUGCGUACGAUGGCUAUGCAGGCCGCUGCCAAGGAUCCUGUCAAUUGUGCUCUGCCCGCUUUAGCCUUAGCUGAGCGUAGUCCUGCCGCUUUUGAUGCUGUUUAUCGCCUGGUACUGCAUUCCGCGGGAACCGGAGGAUUGGGCCCAGUACAACUAUUCUCUUUGGCCCGGUACAUGGACAGUCGUGGUUGGGCUUGGCGCGCCUUUCCUUUCGCGUUGCAUGCCACUCGGUUGUUUGUACUUUCAACCAUGCAAGAUAGUCACCCGGUCGCUGGCCACGUACUCUGGGCUUGUUCUCUUGCUCAUCGGCUUGGUCCGGGACCACUACAAGAGCUGCUCAGUCACGUCAUACGUAACAUUCACUGUCCCACGUUGCUCACUGAAAUUCUCUACCGGUGUCGUAUCCCACCCGCUGGUCUGAGCGUGAACGGGCCUGGAGUCAGUCCGGUCAACGGAGCGACAGUCGAUUUGCUUUCCCCAAGUUCACUUCCACCACGCAACCCCCCAUCGAAUUUUGGCUCUUCCGCGCCUUACUAUCAUCUGGAAAAUGGCAAGCUCCUCAGUUUAGACCGACCUCCGCUCAAAUGUUUACUUGGCGCAGCAAUCAAUGCUUUCGUCACAGCCACACACACUCGUUUGUCCAACAUUAGUCCUCGUCAGUAUGCGGAGUUCGUGGAUUUUCUGACCCGUGCCCGCGACACAUUCCAUCUGCUCAGACCGGAUGGUCCGGCUCAGUUUCGGAGUUUGGUUGAAUGUCUAAGACAGACCUACCGCGGAAAGCGUAAAUUGGUCUCCCUUCUAGCAGAACGGUUUGGAUAAGUCGCCUCCGUCGCAUGCAUUAUUUGACGCUGGCUUGCACAGACUGCAGUCAGGCUGCCGAACAUAUGUGCCUGAAAAACAUUACCGGACACUUCAAGUCAACCCCUUGCUCCAUCCUGCCCCCCACCAGUCCAUACUUUUCCCUUUGUACCCUUCUACUAUUGUUUCUAUCAAAUACACUAGAAGUAUG
This is a messenger RNA of Opisthorchis viverrini, 6298 nucleotides long. RefSeq lists its product as hypothetical. The transcript is spliced from 15 exons. Gene Ontology annotation, cellular component: Cul2-RING ubiquitin ligase complex. Lineage: Eukaryota; Metazoa; Platyhelminthes; Trematoda; Opisthorchiida; Opisthorchiidae. The coding region runs from base 22 to 6108 and encodes 2028 amino acids. The record is from RefSeq and is a predicted model, not a curated record.